UUUUCAGGUAAAAAAUGAACAGAAAUCGCAAAGGACACGAUUUAGAAAACAUUGAGCAUCGAUUCACCGAUGAGGACUUGGCAGGUCUGAAGGAGCAAAAGCUUUUUAAUGGUAAAUGGAUUAUUUUGGAGAAAAAGGAGAAACGAGGAGCCGCGUAUUGUUAUCUUGUGUGUGACAAGCCGUGCAAGAAAUUUGGGAUUCUUUACUUGGAAAUCGGCGAGGACAACGUGACAACCAUCGCGAAUCAAGUAGAUUUCUAUCAUCAGCAAUCGUCACUUGGCUAUUCUCAUCGAUUUUCCGCUUUAAUUGAUGCCGGAAUCAUAAAUAAUCACGUCUUCUUCAUGGUCGUCAGAAUCCGUGCAGGACCCACUUUACAUGAUCUUUUAAAAUGUCUGAGCAGUGAUAAAAUGUCCGUAACUACUGCCAGUUUCCUCGCUGUCGACAUGAUUUCUGCUAUCGAAAUUCUGUCAGCUUCCGGAUGGGUUUUGAGAAAUUUCGACUCGAAACAAUGGAUGUUGGAUAUCAAAACGAGGCAGUUUUAUUUGGCCGAUGCUACUGAUAUCACCGUCUCCUCUGACAAACGUCACCGUGCCAUCGACGAGAUUCAUCUCAGAACAGCCGAAUCUAUAGAUUUGCAUUGGAAAACCGGAGAUUUGAUCUACGCGCCGCGCUCUUUUGUCGAUCGAGAUCAAUCUCAUCGAAUGACUGAAUUGGAUAUGAUGGAAAUGAUGCUCUAUGUGCUCUACGAUUGGACACAUGGAAAAUUGCCGUGGAAAUCGUCGAAAUCCAGAGAAAGAAUUAUGGAAAUGAAGGAAUUGUUCAUUGAAAAUUUGCAAAAAGAGCCGGAAGAAACGAAUAAAGUCGAGCAGCAAAUUGAUGUUGAUGUUUGGUUCGAUAUCGCACUCCGAAACUUUGCAAAACAUCUGAAAGUGGCAAAAGAAGAGCAAGAAAAGCUUGAAAAACUGCCGGUUCGUGGUGGAGCAUGGUGUCCAAAGGGUCCACGUGCUGGAGCACAAAUUUCGACUGUGAAUUAUCGUGGAAUCAUUGACGAUUUCUACAAAAUUGUGUGCAGCGGACGACCGGCUUGGGCUCUUCAUUGGCGGGAUGUAAUGCUCGAUUGGGACCGGAAACUGGAGAAUACGCCAGAAACAUCGAAAAUGUUCGAAGCCUACGAAAAACACCAGAGAUCUCUCGAAAUUUCGGAAGAAUGGGAACGUCUACAAGCGACUCGCGAACAUUAUACAGUGAUGAAAAAUCACACAGAAACGGAAAUGGCAAAGAAUCAGGCGGCAAUUGUUGAGUAUUUGAUGCCAGAAGAAGAAGCUAAAGAGGAACCUAUUGAUAAGAAGAAAGAUCCAGAAGAAGAAGCAGCAGCAGCUGUUGUAGGGAAGAAAAGAAGAGGAAGAAAGCCUAAAAAGAAGGAUGAUCCGAAAAUGGAAUUGAAGGAUGAAGUGAAAGAUUUGAAAGAUUUCGUGGUUGAAGAAAGCACGUCGGCCUCUUCUAGUGCACCAAAAAAACGACCGUGCUGCUCGUCUGGCUCGCCGUUAAAAUCGUCCGGUGGAAGAAGACGUGGUUGUGAAAUCAGAAGAAAAUGAUGAUUUUUAGAAAUUCGUCACUUGUACCAUCAAUCAAUUCUCUGGAAGAUCAAUCGAUUUUAAUUUUUUUUUAAUUUUUAAAUAAUUGUUUUGUUUAAUGUUAUCCCGUUAUAUUUGUUGAAUUUUUUUGUCGUAAUACAAUUUUUUUUUGUUGAAAAU
Messenger RNA from Caenorhabditis elegans, 1754 nucleotides. It is a transcript of the gene prde-1, whose product is annotated as piRNA biogenesis factor prde-1. The record is from RefSeq and is marked reviewed. NCBI's taxonomy places the organism in Eukaryota, Metazoa, Nematoda, Chromadorea, Rhabditida, Rhabditidae. The coding region runs from base 15 to 1595 and encodes 526 amino acids. The transcript has 8 exons. Gene Ontology annotation, cellular component: chromosome; nucleus.